CUACAAGUCUUCAUUAUUUCUCUCAUUGCAGGCUCCCAAAAUAUAUCUACUGGCCGUCCCACAUUGUCACAAGCAUUGCAGCCACUUUAUUCUAACGAACACAGCAAUGAUAAGACUAUCUUCUUACAGCUUCAGAUCCACAGCUUCAAAGUGGCUGAUCGUAUCCACCAUAGCCCUUGCCGUACUGCUUUCUGUGGUAUCUGCCUCGGAAUCUAAUAACCAUCGACUUUAUGGUACUUUUUUUACGCACUAUCGAAUGGACGCGAAGUAAUGUCCCUACUGAGAGAGCGCAAGUACUCAUGUACUCCUCUUUAUCAACCCUCGCUAUAUUUUCCCUUACUCCAGUCCGACAACAGCAGAAUCCAUCCUCCACAGGAACCCCACCUUCAGCACUCAUAGAUUCAAAUAGAGGGGGAGGAGAAAGAAGAGGUCUUGGCGGUAAUGGCGACGGUUCUGCACCGCAAUUGGAAACUUUGUCAGUACCUUCUCAGCCAUCGUCACCUUCGCAGCAACCCGAUAGCAGUGGUGGAACUAUGGUCGGACCUGGAGGGGCCAUUAUCUCGCCGCCGCGAUCGCCCGGAACAAUCAGCUCUACGCUGCCACCCAUCGGCGGAACUGUGAUAGGAACAGGCGGCGGCACUGUGAUUGGUGGUAGUUCCGUGAUAGACCCUCGCCGCCCUGUCAGUCGCCUGUCCAUGGUUCAGCCCAAACAAAACACGGCUAAUCCACCGCUGUUUCCCGUGGGGUCUAACAUUAUCUUUGAGUGGGCGUUCGACAAUACGACUCUGGUAUUUCCGCCGACAAACUUGACCAUCGAGAUCAGUUUGUCGGGGACCACAAAGAUGGUAUGGCCCGUGGCUAAUGUCUCUGGAUUGACGACCUCUGUGGUCUGGAACACAGCCACAGUGACGAGCCCGGCCCUAUUCAUGGGAUUUUACACUUUGAAUGUAUAUGACACCAAUAUCGGGAAGCAAGGAAUAGCGACCAGCGGGCACCUGAUGCCAUUUUCUGACCUGCAGUUUGGUCUUUACAUCCCUGAGCCAUAUAUUCCAAGGACAGGGGCAUUCUGUCAGACUUGCAGCUCGGGUUCGCAAGUGGUGCUUGCCGGUGGCCUAUUCCAAUGGGUGGCGAUAGCAUUUGCUUUUUUUGCUGCGACAUGGAGUCCGUUCCAGUAAUUGGUCCAUCGAUCAACUCAAGUUGCACCCAUUUAUGGUUAUAAAACAUUGGCCCACGCCAUUCGUUGCUCUCAGGAUCUGAAUAUUGGCGUUUUUGGCGUCGAUGAAACUUCAACUGGUACAUCUAUUCGUUUAUUCGUCCAUUCAUGCCAUUCAUCUAUACUUCUAUACACUAAUAAAUUACAGCC
Molecule: messenger RNA, 1363 nt
Organism: Gamsiella multidivaricata
Lineage: Eukaryota; Fungi; Mortierellomycota; Mortierellomycetes; Mortierellales; Mortierellaceae
Exons: 4
Coding region: 231-1175 (314 amino acids)
Source: RefSeq, a predicted model, not a curated record